Messenger RNA from Fusarium verticillioides 7600, 763 nucleotides. RefSeq names its product DOPA 4,5-dioxygenase. Bases 125 to 664 code for a protein of 179 amino acids. The transcript is spliced from 3 exons. NCBI's taxonomy places the organism in Eukaryota, Fungi, Ascomycota, Sordariomycetes, Hypocreales, Nectriaceae. The record is from RefSeq and is a predicted model, not a curated record.
CCCCCGCAUCUGGCUCCCAAGAACAAAGAGACUUUCGCUUCACAGUAACAUCGUAAAAACCUUGUCAAUUACUAGCUGCUUAUCAAUUCAAAACCUUUUCAUCUUAUCUUGAUUAGUUACAGUCAUGGGCGACGCCUCAGUCUUCAAAUAUCCCUCUCCCUUAACCGGAUAUGAGAACGCCCCACCAUUGCCAGACGAGAAGGCGGCGGAUGGGAAGAGCUAUGUAAACCCUCCGGCUGAAAAGCUUAGUGAAGCAUACGACAGGUUCAUCGAACCUUUGGACAAUGGCCGACAAGGUGGCUUUGACAUUCACAUCUACUACCUCCAAACAAACGAAACGCAGACCAAGUACGCCAGGGAACUAUGGGAACGCAUCCGAAGAGAAUUUCCCGAACUCCGAAUCUAUAAAUUCUGGGAGGGGCCGAUUGGACCUCAUCCAAUUGCCAUGUUUGAAGUCAACGUCUUCACACCCGCUCAGUUUGGGGCAUUCGUCGCGUGGCUUGCUAUCUGGAGGGGCCCUCUGUCGGCGCUCGUGCAUCCUAAUGUUAUUCCUGAUAAGGGCGUGAAUCGCUGGGCCUCGAUGAAGAGGGAUCAUUUGGAGAGGGCGAUCUGGAUGGGUGAAAGACUUCCAUUGGAUCUCAGUCUUUUCAACAGGGAGGAUUAGAUGCAUCACAUUUGUUACAAAUGAUUUAAGUUUAAUAGAAAACCUCAAGUUUAGAGUUGUCUUGAACGGAAUCAAUUCUGUGAAUUAUUAUGUCAACUG